Selaginella moellendorffii is the source of this 1529-nucleotide messenger RNA. Its product is annotated as cytochrome P450 71A1. The record is from RefSeq and is a predicted model, not a curated record. NCBI's taxonomy places the organism in Eukaryota, Viridiplantae, Streptophyta, Lycopodiopsida, Selaginellales, Selaginellaceae. Gene Ontology annotation, molecular function: monooxygenase activity; oxidoreductase activity, acting on paired donors, with incorporation or reduction of molecular oxygen; iron ion binding. Bases 58 to 1527 code for a protein of 489 amino acids. The transcript is spliced from 3 exons.
CAUUCGUGACAAUAUAUUUCGGAGUGAGAGCUGCAAGAGAGCUGCGACAAGGAGAAAAUGGCGAGUGAUUUUGUUUUGGUUGUGGCGGCAGCACUAUCGAUCACUGCUGUGCUAUGGAAGCUAUGGAAGAGUAGAAUUAAAUCGUCUCUUCUUCCUCCAGGUCCCAUUGGGCUUCCACUGAUCGGCCAUCUCCACUUGCUCUUUGCAAAUCCUCCGCACACCGUGCUCCAGAGGCUGUCGGCUCGUCAUGGACCGAUCAUGUCGCUGCGAUUCGGGCAUGUGCCAGUGGUUGUCGCCUCCAGCCCAGCAGCCGCCAAGGAGUUCCUCAAGACCCACGACGCCGCCUUUGCGUCUCGCCCGCUGAGCGCCGCCGGGAGGAUCAUCGUCCACUACAACGCCGACAUCGUUUUCGCCCCUUAUGGCGACUCGUGGCGGCACUUGCGCAAGAUCGCGACGCUGGAACUCCUCACAGCUCGCCGGAUUGACAUGUUUCGGAGUGCGAGAAUGGAAGAAGUAAGAUCCAUGUGCCGAUCGCUACUAGUAGCAGAUGAUCGUGAGACGGGGAUUGUGGAUUUUGGCAAGGACACUGAAAAUGAGGAGGGGGCGAAAAAUUUUUUGGAAGUGAUUGCGGGCACGUUUGAAGUAUGUGGAGAGUUUCCAAUCGAGGAUUACUUCCCGUGGCUCCCCAAGUUUUUGGAUCCGGCAGAACAUCGUAUGCAUUCCCUAGCUAAAUCCUUGCACGAGUUCCUCGGGGACAACAUCUCCGAGCACGAGAACAAGAGAAAGAACAACAAGAAGAAUAACACUGACGAGGAUUUCUUAGACAUCCUCCUCUCUCUGAGAGACAAUGGUGACAAGCAUCUACAAAACGAAAACAUCAGAAGUGUCAUGACAAACUUGGUCACGGCCGGAACCGACACCUCAGCAGUGACGCUCGAGUGGGCGAUGGCCGAGUCAAUCAAAAACCCCACCAUCGCCGCCAAAGCCCGAGAAGAAAUCGAGCUAGUUCUCGGUGAGAAGUGGAGGACGAAGAUGGUGGAAGAGCCUGAUCUUUCACAGCUAACUUAUCUCCAAGCCAUCGUCAAGGAGACACUCCGGCUGCAUCCUGCGGGACCGCUGCUGGUCCCCCACCAAUCCACCGAGGCGGUUAGCAAUGUAAUGGGGUACCAUGUACCACGCGGCACGACGGUGCUCAUCAAUGCCUACGCCAUCGCCAGAGACUCUACCGCCUGGGGUGACGACGCGCUGCUCUUCCGGCCCGAGAGAUUCCUUGGCACGGAUCUGGACAUCCGGGGCAGGGACUUCGAGGCUGUCCCGUUUGGAUCGGGGCGGCGACAAUGCCCGGGAAUGGCACUGGCGCUCACCACUGUCCAUCUCACGCUUGCCAACCUCCUCCAUGGAUUCGAGUGGAGAGAGCCCAGCGGUGAGAGCAUCGACACGAGCAAGGAGCAGUAUGGAUUGACGCUGCUCUUGGCAAAGAAGCUGCGACUGAUCGCCACCCCACGGCUAGAACAAGGUACCUUAUAGCU